This is a messenger RNA of Rotaria sp. Silwood2, 369 nucleotides long. Lineage: Eukaryota; Metazoa; Rotifera; Eurotatoria; Philodinida; Philodinidae. The record is from the annotation of a GenBank genome assembly.
AUGGUUAGCAAUGAUCAAUCGAUUUCUUUUUUUCUUCUUCUAAAUCAACCUUUUCAACUGGCGUCAUUUCGAUCUAGUAUUCAAUCUUUAAGUCGAUCAGCAUGGAAAGCAUGGGAACCUGUCACUAUGAUUCCAUGUCUUACAAAAGAUCGACUUUCCAUUCAUUUGCUUCAUCGUCAAGCAUGUCUUAAUAGUCAAAAUAUUUAUAUCGAUCCUGAAUCAAGAUUACAAGUUCUCACUCGAUAUGCUCAUCUACAACGAGGAAAAUGUUGUGGUAAUCAAUGUCGUCAUUGUCCAUAUGGUCAUAUGAAUGCUGAAAUUAAUUUUAGUCGACCUCAAAAAAUAUUUAACACAUCUUAUUAUGAAUGA